Molecule: messenger RNA, 1938 nt
Organism: Telopea speciosissima
Lineage: Eukaryota; Viridiplantae; Streptophyta; Magnoliopsida; Proteales; Proteaceae
Product: hsp70-Hsp90 organizing protein 3-like
Exons: 7
Coding region: 32-1759 (575 amino acids)
Molecular function (GO): Hsp90 protein binding
Source: RefSeq, a predicted model, not a curated record
CGUCUCUAUCUUGCAAAAUUAGGGCUUUGCCAUGGCGGAAGAAGCUAAAGCAAAGGGAAACGCGGCAUUCUCAGCCGGGCGCUUUGAAGAAGCAAUCCAGUCCUUCUCCGAAGCAAUAAAUCUAGCCCCUGCGAACCAUGUUCUCUAUUCCAACCGUUCUGCCUCCUACGCUUCCCUUCACAAAUACAAUGAAGCGCUUGCCGAUGCGAAGAAGACAGUCGAACUCAAGCCUGACUGGUCCAAGGGUUACAGUCGCCUCGGAGCGGCGUAUGUUGGCCUCGGCAGCUUCGAUGAAGCCAUUGCUGCUUACAAGAAGGGCCUCGAGGUCGACCCCAACAAUGAAGCCUUGAAAUCUGGUCUUUCUGAUGCUCAGUCUUCUGCUUCACGAUCCCGUAUUCCUCCGUCUUCGUCUCCGCCCUUCGGAAAUAUCUUCCAAGGGCCAGAACUGUGGGCCAAAUUGACGGCUGAUCCGAAGACCAGGGGCUAUCUUCAGCAGCCUGAUUUUUUGAAGAUGAUUCAAGAUGUGCAGAGGAAUCCUAAUAAUAUUAAUAUGUACUUGACGGAUCAGAGGAUGAUGCAAGCUCUUGGGGUGUUGCUUAACAUUCAAAUGAGGGGUCCAACGCCAGAAGAGAUGGAGGUACCAGAGUCGGAGCCCGAGCCAAAGAAGCAACCAGCCCCUGGGCCAACAAAGAAACCGGAGCCUGAACCAGAGCCUGAGCCGAUGGAACUUCCUGAAGAGGAGAAGGAAGCAAGGGAGAGGAAGGCACAGGCACAGAAGGAGAAGGAGGCUGGCAAUGCGGCUUAUAAAAAGAAAGAUUUUGAGACCGCAAUUCAGCGUUAUAGUAAGGCAGUGGAGUUGGAUGAUGAAGAUAUUUCAUUCCUCACAAACAGAGCGGCUGUUUACUUGGAGAUGGGAAAGUAUGAUGAAUGCAUCAAAGAUUGUGACAAAGCUGUUGAGAGGGGCAGGGAGCUGCGCUCAGACUUUAAGAUGAUUGCAAGGGCAUUGACUAGGAAGGGAACUGCCUUAGUGAAGAUGGCACAAUGUUCAAAGGACUAUGAGCCUGCAAUUGAGACCUUCCAGAAAGCUCUUACCGAACAUCGUAAUCCAGACACACUGAAAAAGCUCAAUGAGGCUGAGAGAGCAAAGAAAGAACUUGAGCAGCUAGAAUAUUUUGAUCCGCAACUAGCAGAUGAGGAGCGUGAGAAAGGGAACGAGUGUUUCAAGCAGCAAAAGUAUCCAGAGGCUGUCAAACAUUACACAGAAGCUCUGAGAAGGAACCCAAAAGAUCCAAGGGUGUACAGUAACAGGGCAGCAUGCUACACAAAGCUGGGGGCAAUGCCUGAGGGAUUGAAAGAUGCAGAGAAGUGCAUUGAACUUGAUCCAACCUUUUCAAAAGGGUAUACAAGGAAAGGUGCAAUCCAGUUCUUCAUGAAGGAAUAUGACAAAGCAUUGGAGACGUACCAGGAGGGGCUGAAACAUGACCCCAAGAACCAGGAAUUGCUGGAUGGUGUGCGCAGGUGUGUUGAGCAGAUCAACAAGACUAACCGUGGUGACAUAAGCCCAGAGGAAUUGAAAGAAAGACAGGCUAAGGCAAUGCAAGAUCCAGAGAUACAGAAUAUACUGUCUGAUCCUAUUAUGCGACAGGUGUUGGCCGAUUUCCAGGAGAACCCAAGUGGAGCCCAGGAACACUUGAAGAAUCCACAAGUAAUGCACAAGAUACAGAAGCUAAUCAGUGCAGGGAUUGUUCAGAUGAGAUAAAAGAGUUUCAAGAGGGAAGAAUGGAUAUAUGAAUAUGGACAGAUGGUGGAGUAUAAACGUGAAGUGUUCAGCUCAUUGAUUGGCACUCCACAUUGUGUAAUUGAUUAUAUGGAUUCCUUGGGGAUUUUCUUUUGAAAAUUUUGAAGUAACCUUUAAUUUUAUUAAGUUUUGUGGUUUUG